AGAGGAGGAAGCAGAAGUAAUUGGGAGAAGGCAAGAACAAGAUGGCGAAGCGAGUCGGAAGCAGGAAAAAGGACGACGAGUCUGCAUUGACUCGGACUGUCAACUCGGUCUUUAGCUUCUUCAGAUUCGCCGAGUUUGAAAUUCUGUUCGUGCUCUUCUUCGUUAUCGCCUUCAUCAUUUUCAAAGAUCUCACGUCGCGGCCGGAAUAUAGUCAGAUUCUCGUAAAGAAGCCUGACGGAGGUGGUUUUUGGCCUUACUAGCUGGAGAUCGCAAGAUUGGAUAAACAGUUUUUGGUGUUGACUAUGUGCUUCUAUUUUUGUUAGUGGAAACAGAAUUCGUUGCUGUCCAUGUACUUUCUUAUUGAAUGUAAUUAAUAUGUGAUUAUGCUUCUCCCCAACAAUGUAAUCUCUCUCUUUAAUCAUAAGAUCAUAAUAUUAUCUUUUAUCUUAACUAUAAUAUUAACAAGUUCGGA
This is a messenger RNA of Rosa chinensis, 472 nucleotides long. RefSeq lists its product as uncharacterized. The record is from RefSeq and is a predicted model, not a curated record. Bases 42 to 260 code for a protein of 72 amino acids. The transcript has 2 exons. NCBI's taxonomy places the organism in Eukaryota, Viridiplantae, Streptophyta, Magnoliopsida, Rosales, Rosaceae.